Messenger RNA from Solanum lycopersicum (tomato), 1956 nucleotides. Its product is annotated as protein MULTIPOLAR SPINDLE 1. The record is from RefSeq and is a predicted model, not a curated record. Gene Ontology annotation, biological process: chromosome segregation; male meiotic nuclear division; meiotic spindle organization. Lineage: Eukaryota; Viridiplantae; Streptophyta; Magnoliopsida; Solanales; Solanaceae.
AGACUUUUUAGUACAAAACCCAAAAACUCACGCGAGUCCCGCCAUUAACCACAGUGUGAGAGAAAUGGAGAUUUUGAGAGAGCAACCGAAGAGCCACUCCGAUGAAUCGUUCAAACUCGCCAUCGCAAUGGCACUCGUCCGAUCAAAGCUUCUUCACAAACCGCCGGCAGCAACACCGGUUCCGCCUUCUUCCUGCCCGCCUCUUUCUCAUUCCGAUGAUGCUGUUAAAUGGAAACAAAAAGCAAAAGAGCGUAAACGAGAAAUUCUCAGGCUCAAGGAGGAUCUCAAAGUAGCCGAAGAUGGUUCACAGUGUGAUAUAUUUCCAAAAAAUGCAUCAUGCAAGUGUUAUUUCUUUGAUAAGUUGGGAUUAUUGAGUCCUAAGAAAAUUGGAGCUGGUUCUGACCAACGGUUCAGUGAUGUGUUGCGGAGAAGAUUUCUUAGACAAGUGAGGAUUAAGGAGAGAAAGAGGAGAAGGCCAGAUGAUUCUUUGCUUCACCGAAUUUCAGAUUGUGACAAUGAUAAUAAUAUUGAGCAACUGAGCGCUUCAGUUGAUUUUCUUUUGGAACUUUGUGACACUAUUUCUCUUCACAGCUUGGAGGAGGGUAAUUUUAAGAACUGGUGCCACCAAGCUGUGGACUUUAUUAUUGGUACACUGGCUACAAUGUCACCAACCGAAAGGAAUAGAGAACCCGUGGAAGGCAUUAUCAACAGUUUAAUCAUGCGUUUAUUGAGAAGAAUGUGCAGUGCCUUGCAAGGAGAUGAAUCUCAUCACUUUGACAAUGCUGUUCAGUUCUAUAUUCAACAUUUGAUGCGUAAGGUCGGAAAUGAGGCUUUUGUCGGCCAACGUAUAAUAUUUGCAGUUUCACAAAGAAUUUCUGCAAUGGCAGAAAGUUUGCUAUUCAUGGAUCCAUUUGAUGAUGCCUUUCCAAGUAUGCAUAACUCUAUGUACAUGAUGAUUCAGCUUUUUGAAUUUCUGGUUUCAGAUUAUUUGUUAAUCUGGUCAAACACAGGGGAUUUUGACUUGAGGCUUUUUGAGGAAUGGGUUGUAUCAAUCCUCCACGGAAGAAAAGCGUUGGAACUACUAGAAAACAGGAAUUCUCUUUAUGUACUGUACAUAGAUCGCGUAAUCGGAGUUGUGGCCAAGCAAGUGAGACAGUUGUCAUUUCUGCAAAAGCUUAGCCCACAGAUUCUUGAGAACUUGUUUAGCUAAGCACUGGCAUGCAGCUUUUUCCUUGUGAACUGCCUCCAAGCCAAACUCUGCCACUGCAGGAGGGGCAAACGUGUUGCCCAAAAACUGAAGAUAUUAACGUCCAGAUUAAAAGGAGAGCACGAAUCGUUCCUAUUACUCCAAAUGUGAGUUCUCGUCAAAGAUCAAGAUCAUCAUUGGCUAUGGGAAAACAAAUAUCUUCAUUGCAAGUGUAUUCACCUCUGUUUUAUCUCCUUUCGUUUAGUUUCUUCUUGCUCUAGUAGCCAUGCUAGAGCAGAAAUAUGGUGAAGGCCAACUUGCUUGACGACAUAAUCUUGGUUCUUCUCCCGGUCAUCCGUCUUGUGCUAUCUUUUAACUUGUUAGGACCAUAUAAUGUUGAGUUCUUUCUACUGUAUCCUCCAAAAAUAUCUACUAGUGUAUCUUAGGCCUUGAGCUUGAACGGAUUUGCUUAGCUAUCCUUCUUUUUUGCUUUAGGACAAAGUGGCUUUAUAUUCAAAGGCAUCGAUGGCAAUGUUGCUUUUGACGUGUAAGUUGUAAUACAUGUUGCAAUUUCUCUCUUUUUAAUUAGCAAAUGGUAUUAUAAGUCAGCUGCUUCCCUUUCAUUGCCUCUGCUUUUAGGCAAAUAUGCUAUUAUUAAAUAGUGUAGCUGUAUUAUUGGAAUAAAAAUAAUGAUUUGAAACUUUGGUUAGAAGUUGAUCUGUAAUGACCUUUUAUAAUUUGAAUAGAAGAAAAUUGACUUUUUUUUUUCA